AUGAAGGGUAGUGGUGAAGAGAAGACGGAUGCAUGCACCUCCGGCACCAGUGUUGAAAUGAUGUUAUUGGGGAAAACAAAUGAAAAGGAAAGUAUCACUGACACGGUGCCGUUUUAUAAGCUAUUUGCUUUCGCUGAUCUUACUGAUCACAUACUAAUGAUCACUGGUACUGUUAGUGCUAUCGCUAAUGGAAUAUGCCUGCCUCUAAUGUCUCUUCUUUUGGGCGAAGUUAUUAAUGCUUUUGGUCACAACCAGAAUAAUAUUCAUCGUGUUGUCAACGCUGUUUCCAAGGUGUCGUUGAAAUUUGCUUACCUUGCUGUUGGGUGUGGUGUUGUAUCAUUCGUCCAGGUUUCAUCGUGGAUGAUAACGGGAGAACGACAGGCUGCAAGAAUAAGGAGUUUGUAUCUAAAAAACAUAUUACGACAAGAUAUAUCCUUCUUUGACAAAGAAACAAAUACAGGGGAAGUUGUUGGCAGGAUAUCAGGUGACACCGUACGCAUACAAGAUGCGAUGGGGGAAAAGGUUGGAAAAUUCAUACAACUAUCUUCAACAUUUGUGGGAAGUUUUGUGGUAGCGUUUGUCCAAGGAUGGCUUCUUACACUUGUAAUGUUAACCUCAAUUCCUCCGAUAGUAGUUUCUGGUUCGGUUAUGUCAGUUAUGGUAGCCAAGAUGGCGUCGCAUGGCCAAACCACGUAUGCUAAAGCUGCCACUUUAGUCGAACAGACGAUUGGAUCAAUCAGGACGGUUGCAUCUUUCACAGGGGAGAAAAAAGCGGUUACAGAUUACAAUAAAUCACUUGUUGAUGCGUACAAUUCUAGUGUUCAUGAAGGCCUGGUGACCGGCUUCGGCAUUGGAUCAAUGGUUUUUAUUAUGUUCUGUAGUUACGCAUUGGCUGUUUGGUUUGGUGCAAAGUUGAUACUAGAAAGGGGGUACACUGGCGGAGAUGUGAUUACUAUAGUUUUUGCUGUGGUGACUGGAUCCAUGUCACUUGGGCAGGCAUCUCCCUGUUUGAGUGCAUUUGCUACGGGUCGGGCAGCAGCAUUCAAGAUGUUCGAAACUAUAAACCGAAAGCCUGAAAUAGACGCAUAUGACACAAAGGGGAAAGUAUUAGACGAUAUUCGCGGUGACAUAGAAUUAAAAGACGUGUAUUUUACAUAUCCAGCAAGACCAGAUGAAGAAAUAUUUAGCGGGUUUUCACUUUGCAUCUCUAGUGGAACAACCGCAGCUUUGGUUGGUCAAAGUGGAAGCGGAAAGUCAACGGUGAUUAGCCUAAUAGAGAGAUUUUAUGAUCCUCAACAAGGUGAAAUUCUUAUUGAUAAUAUUAAUUUAAAAGAAUUUCAGAUAAAAUGGAUUAGAGAGAAAAUUGGUCUUGUUAGCCAAGAACCGGUUCUGUUUACGUCCAGCAUUAAGGAUAAUAUUUUGUACGGGAAAGAUGACGCGUCUAUGGACGAGAUUAGAGUCGCGGUCGAGCUCGCAAAUGCUGCUAAGUUCAUCGAUAAACUACCUAAGGGAUUGGACACAAUGGUCGGUGAGCAUGGAACACAACUCUCCGGCGGACAGAAGCAAAGAAUUGCUAUUGCCAGAGCCAUUCUCAAAGACCCCAGAAUCCUUCUUCUGGAUGAAGCAACAAGUGCUCUCGAUGCAGAGUCCGAGAGGGUUGUGCAGGAGGCUUUGGACAGGAUCAUGGUUAAUAGAACAACCGUCAUUGUUGCACAUCGUUUAAGCACUGUCAGAAAUGCCGACGUGAUUGCCGUUAUUCAUAGGGGAAAGAUAGUUGAAAAAGGAUCACAUUCAGAGCUAGUACAGGAUCCUGAAGGAGCAUACUCUCAGCUUAUAAAAUUACAGGAAGUAGAUGGUGAUUCAGAACAUCAUAACUCAGAGGAUCGUCGGUUUUCAAGAAGCCGCCGCCACUCAAAGUCCAAGUCGUUUGGUUCGCCGCUACACAUCAAUGACUCGCCACCGGAAUCCUUGGAAAAAGAAACAGAAAAAACCUCAAAAAACCGACCAAAAGUGCCACUCCGACGCCUAGCAUAUCUUAACAAACCAGAAACACCAGUUCUCAUAAUCGGUUCAAUAGCCGCUAUUAUCAACGGUACAAUAUACCCCAUUUUUAGCCUCCUACUUUCCAGCAUGAUCAAAACAUUUUACGAGCCACCACAUAUAAUGAAAUCCGACUCGAAAUUCUGGGCUGUAAUGUUCGUAAUCCUCGGGCUAGUUUCGUUUAUAGCUUAUCCUGGUAGAUCUUAUCUGUUCGCUGUGGCCGGGGCUAAACUUAUAAAACGGAUCAGAUCACUAUGCUUUGAGAAAGUGGUGAACAUGGAGGUUAGUUGGUUCGAUCAGCCGGAAAACUCUAGUGGAGCCAUCGGUGCACGACUGUCCACGGAUGCAGCCAGUGUUCGCGGGUUGGUUGGUGACGCGCUUGCUCAAAUUGUUCAAGACUCAGCGUCUGCUGCAGCCGGUUUAGUAAUCGCUUUUGCAGCUUGCUGGCAGUUAGCUCUCAUAAUUCUUGCUCUGAUACCGUUAAUGAGUGCUAAUGCGUAUGUUCAGAUGCAGUUCAUGAAAGGGUUGAGUGCUGAUGCUAAAUUAAUGUACGAGGAAGCAAGCCAGGUGGCGAAUGAUGCUGUCGGGAGUAUAAGGACGGUAGCGUCUUUUUGCGCAGAAGAGAAAGUUAUGAAACUUUAUAGAAAUAAAUGCGAGGGCCCGAAACAGACCGGGAUUAAACAGGGUUUAAUAACCGGGAUCGGGUUUGGGGUUUCGUUCCUUUUUCUUUUGUGUAUGUAUGCAGCCAGUUUUUACAUAGGGGCCCGGUUUAUCGAAUCCGGAAUAACAAAUUUUGAGGAUGUUUUUAGAGUUUUCUUUGGUCUAAUGAUGGCGGCGUUAGCAGUGUCUCAAUCGAGCUCGGUUGCACCCGAUACAACUAAAGCUAAAAGCUCUGCGGUCUCGGUUUUUGCGAUGCUUGACCGAGAGUCGGAAAUUGACCCGAGUGAUGAGUCGGGUUUGACUUUGGAUACAGUCAGAGGGGAAAUCGAGAUCCGUAACGUUAGUUUUAAGUAUCCUACCCGACCCGAUGUUGAGAUAUUUCGUGAUUUAUGCUUAACUAUUCAUAGUGGCAAGACAGUGGCAUUGGUUGGUGAGAGUGGAAGUGGCAAAUCAACGGUUAUCCAACUUUUACAAAGAUUCUAUAACCCGAAUUCGGGUUGUAUCACAUUGGAUGGAACUGAGUUACACAAAUUUCAACUCAAGUGGCUAAGGUUACAGAUGGGUCUGGUUAGCCAAGAACCCGUGUUGUUUAAUGACACCAUUCGAGCCAAUAUUGCUUAUGGAAAGGACGGUGAUGCAACCGAAGCUGAAAUAUUUGUUGCUUCCGAGCUGGCAAAUGCCCACAACUUCAUUAGUGGUUUGUACGAGGGUUACAAUACAAUGGUAGGGGAAAGAGGCGUACAAAUGUCGGGUGGCCAAAAACAAAGAAUAGCAAUUGCUAGAGCCAUUGUAAAAAGUCCCAAGAUAUUACUGUUAGAUGAGGCCACAAGUGCACUAGACGCCGAGUCAGAAAGAGUGGUUCAAGACGCGUUGGAUGGUGUUAUGGUUAACCGGACCACAGUAGUGGUGGCUCAUCGGUUGUCUACAAUUAAGGGCGCUGAUGUAAUCGCUGUUUUAAAAAAUGGAGCAAUCGUUGAGACGGGAAAGCAUGAUGAAUUAAUUAAUAUUAAGGAUGGAUUAUAUGCAUCUUUAGUCGCACUUCAUAGCUCUUCAAAUUAGUAACCAUUUUUUCCUUUUAUUGUUUAGUUUUAAAUAUUAAAUUGUACACGUCAACAAGUUUAUUUAUAUGUUUGUAUUAUGAAAUUGUGAACUUUUAAAUAUCAAUGGGAAAUGAAUGUUAAUGUGUUUGAACAUGUUACACAUUUUAAAUCCUAAGUUUAUGAUUUAUG
Molecule: messenger RNA, 3929 nt
Organism: Helianthus annuus (common sunflower)
Lineage: Eukaryota; Viridiplantae; Streptophyta; Magnoliopsida; Asterales; Asteraceae
Product: ABC transporter B family member 21-like
Exons: 10
Coding region: 1-3759 (1252 amino acids)
Biological process (GO): transmembrane transport
Cellular component (GO): membrane
Molecular function (GO): ATP binding; ATP hydrolysis activity; ABC-type transporter activity
Source: RefSeq, a predicted model, not a curated record